Messenger RNA from Athalia rosae (coleseed sawfly), 4798 nucleotides. It is a transcript of the gene Sobp, whose product is annotated as sine oculis-binding protein homolog. Gene Ontology annotation, cellular component: nucleus. The record is from RefSeq and is a predicted model, not a curated record. The transcript is spliced from 5 exons. Lineage: Eukaryota; Metazoa; Arthropoda; Insecta; Hymenoptera; Athaliidae. Gene Ontology annotation, biological process: animal organ development. Bases 1887 to 4622 code for a protein of 911 amino acids.
UGAAGAACGUCUUUGAUCGGUGGAAGGGAAAAAACAACAAUAAUUAAAAAAUGUUUGGUCAACUAGUGUAAGCACGUACGUACGUACGUAACGUUCAGACGGCCUACUAUUGGGUAAACGUAUAAUACGAAGUUUUACAAAGAGAAGAAAAAAAUUGAGGCAAAGGGUGAGCCGCUACUGCCGAUGCGGAGGAGUUUACUUUUGGCGAUGAUAUUCCCGCUUCAUUCAUCUCUAUAUUAAUAAGAAGAAGAACACAGUAAAACUAAAAACCUAAUAUCGUGAAAAUAACGAAAUCGCUCGACGGAUGAAGCAUCUACCUACUGGGGUUGUUUUUUAAAUUUUGUGCGCUCGAAAUCGUCCUUGAUUUGUUUCUAAUGGUCCGCGAACUUGCGCCCGACAUUUUCCGACGUGGUCCGAAUGAUCCGGGAAUUGUUUUCUAGUCGUUUGUCGUGUUAUUCACUCGACGUCUGCGCGUCGCGGCGCCGGUUACGCCAGAUCGCGUUCGUUGGUAAAACGUCGUCCUCUGCUUUCGCCUUCGCGCGUUUCGUUUUUCGGUCUGUUCGCUGCUUGCGUUCGUCGGGUUAUUUUUAAGCGGUUAUAAGGGUAUACCUCUGCAAUAAUACAGCCGCGCAUCAGCUUCUCCUGCCAGUUAGCUGCUAGUUUACUUUCUUUCUGACUACUAGGCCGAGUUCGGAGCCCCCGAUUUUAACUACAUAAUUCAUGCACAUAAAAAUGUUGAAAUUUAUUUCGUACCCUGGCAAACUGUGUCGCAUAAGAAGAAAUAGAAACAAAUAGACGUAAAAACGGCUCAGGUAUUUUUAGUUCAAAAAACGUCGGUUGAAGAAAGAAAAAAAGUUCGAUGAUCCCGGAGUUUAAUUCUUGGCGAUCAGGUGCCCCGUUAACUAAAAUCAACGGUCUUUGCUGUUGUUGUCCUCUGGUUUAAAACUGUUGAAACAACGCAUAACAAACGUUAAAAUUGCACCCCUCGAUCUCUAGUUCUCAUCGUCUAUAAUUACCUACCAUGCGAUCGUUUGGUUUUGUGUUCUAGAAAUAAGAAGAGAAAGACAAUUCAAAACAGCGCACGCCGUGGGCCACGCCGCGUGUUUCCUUCCCCUUCUUAACAAAUCGUCAUCGCUACUUUCGUCUCUUCCCUUUCAAUUUGUUUCAUCGUUCAAACUCUACACAAUAUAACAUAAUUGUGCAGCCUGCAUCACAGUUUGCACACGUAAUUAGUGUCAGACAUUUGUAUAAUAACCUUUAUUUUUUUUUCUACUAACAGCCCUCCGAUUAAUAAACCAUAUCGCUGCUGAAUAUGCAACUAAACGAAUUAUUAACAAGAAUAAUGAUUCGCCAAUUCAAUCGAACGUCACCGAAUCAUUUCGAUUCGUUAUAAUAAUUCAGUUCAACGAUGAAAUUGAAAUAUGUAUAUUCCAUAAGGAUGAUGUGUAGUGCAGUGAUUUCUACCGACGACUGAUGAAUCUUCUCCACGCCGAUUUUGCGAUUUUGAGAAUAAAAAAAAAGAACAUUCAACAACAAUAACCAAACAGAACGAAACAAAAAUGCCUCGUAUAUGAUAACAGUUUUGUUCGACUGGUGUGCGAAUGAUUAAUUACGCAAGUGAAUCAUAUAUGAUGUGGGAUCGUUAUGUGUGAAACAUGACUGUCCCGAUUUCGCGUGAAUAAAAUAAGAAAAAAACGAACAAAUUGAAAAACCUUAAUCGUCUUUCGAUUAUAAAAAUUCAACAAUUUGUUGUAACUUUUUAACAAUUAAAUAACAAAUAAAUUUUGUAAUACGUAUGAUUCGAUAUUUUUAUUAUUUCGACUAAUUAAUGAACGCGUCGAAAUAUUGCUGACAAGACUAAUUAUAAGUAACAACCGUAUAAUAUAAUGGGCAGCAGGCCGCCGCAUCGGGCAACAACAAAAACGCGAAUAAAAUCAUCGUCGAAAGAAUUAUCUGGAAGUGCUGGUGGAGCGGCAACAAAUACAAAAAUAUCCUCCCCAUCACCGUCACCGUCACCUUCCCCAUCACCUUCGCCUUCUUCGUCAAGAUCUCCGUCUUUUUCACCGUCCCCUUCGCCAUCUUUAUCAACCUCUCCAACACCGCCUGUACCGGCAACGCCACGUGGACCUUCAACAAACUCAAAUUCAACAAAAGCGUUGUCAUCAAAGAGAAUUAGUUCUAAACUAAAUAAUACGCCCACAACAACGAAUGACUCUAAUCCUAUAAGUGUGACCGUUGCUCCCGCUCUUUAUUCGGGGAGUAAGAGGAGAACGUUUUCUACAAAUGCCCCUAACACUUCUGCUACUCCAGCAACUGUCUUACAAAUAGGAAAGGUCAAGAAUGAGGCGCCAGAUGACGAAAUCAAGGAAUACGCGGCGACGGCUAUGAGCGAGCUUUUAGGUUGGUAUGGAUACGAUAAGGUGGACAGCGGGUGUACCAGAGGUCUUAAUUUGGACCACUUUGCCCCACCAGCUCCCUCGGGACACCUUCAUCAUCAUCAUCACCAUCAUCACCAUCAUCAUCAUUCCGCGGGCGUAGCGCAACCAACUGGCAAAGUUCAACAACUGCAGGGAGAAAGUACCGAAACUGACAAAGUUUUACUAUCGGAAAAUAAUUCACCACCUUCGCCAUUGAGGACUGGACCGGGUAGUCCGAGAGCGCAGGAAAGCAGCGACACUGCACCAGAUGUUGCGGGGUCGAAGAAUAAUUGUUCCUGGUGUGGUCGACCUGGUGGAAAUUGGGAACCGGGAGGCGGUAAUUCGGCUAAUCUCGGAGGAGGAAAUUCUGCAGGGGCAUCUCGAUCAGUCGGUCGUUUUUGUAGCGAAGCUUGUUUUGCUGCGGGUAGAAGAGCUGCUUUCAAAAGAGCCAGGACGUGUGAUUGGUGCAGACAUGUUCGUCAUUCCGUCAGCUACGUAGAUUUCCAGGACGAUGAAAGCCAGCUUCACUUUUGCAGCGAUAAAUGUUUGAAUCAGUACAAAAUGAAUAUAUUUUGUCGAGAAACUCAAGCUCACUUAGAGCUACACGGAUUGGCGACUAGUAACACAUCAGCGAUGACGAACGGAGCUGGUUUAAUCACUCCUGAUUUAUGGAUGCGGGAUUGUCGGUCCGCGUCACCCUGCAGUACUACAGAAAAAACGGAAGAUAUUAUUGUGGAUUCAAACGAAGAGGUGGGAAACGAUUUAGAAGGUGAUGCCGACGAUAUCGACGAGGAUCAACAACCAAUAGCAGAAGGAGGUGGGGAAAGUGUUACCUGUGAAGUGAAUAAAAUUCUGGAUAGCGGAAAAAUUCGUUGCGGAAGUCAUCUGAUUCGGGGACGUGAUUUUAUUGAGAGAGAGGUUAUCAAAGCAACUAUAAAAGAAUCUCUGAGGGACAGAUCGAUCGGUUAUCCUGAGGAAACAAACUCUGGAAUUGGGAAGGGUUUCGUGGGCUUGGGUUCGGGUUUCAGUUCGUCGGACACGUCGUUGCCUAGUCCGGGAAUAUUGCUAGCUCCAGUCCCGGGGAAUUUAUCGGAAAACCGGGACCAUUCGGUAGCAGAGAUCUUGAGUCGAGACUCUUCGAAGCGUUCAAUUGACCUUGCAGGUCAUAAUCGGCGUGAUCGGAGCGAAUUUAGAGAAGGUACGAUCCAUUUAAAGAAUGUAAAUGAGUUGAUGAGAGGCCCUGGAAUAUCUAAGGGACGUAGGGGCGUCAGAUACGGUCGUCCGAGGCGACUUGCAAGAUCUCCGAAUUGUUCCCAGAAUUCUUCGCAUACCCCGGGAACUCCGCCUACACCUUCGCCAUCUCUAUCAUCAAAUCCUUCGAACUUUCAAAACGCUUUACACUCAAGAACACGACUGUACGUUCAGAAUAUCCUCAAAGCACAUCCUCAAAUUCAGGAAACAGCCCGAUCACUGUCAUCGUUGCGGUUUCCACAUCAGCUAGACAGCCAUAAUCACGAUUAUAGUCAUAAUGAGAUACCCCGCAAUCUUAAUCAUAAUAAUACUAAUCCUGGAGUAUAUCCCGGAAAUCCAGGUGUGCAGAGAAUCCAACAACCAACGACCGUGACUCGUCCGACUAGUUUGCCUUCUACCCAUAAUAAUAUUCCACAUCAUUUUUCAAAUUUCAAGUCACAUACCCUAGGAAACAUGCCGGGAGCGCCUCACACCCCGUCUCUUUUACCACCUGUGACAGUUCUAGUCCCUUAUCCAAUCCCUAUACCGAUUCCUAUACCAAUUCCCAUACCUAUACCGAUACCAUUAUUCGGAAAAUAUCCUGGUUCGGAUAAAUCCACGCCUGAAUCAUCGGUACGAAGUCCCGUCCCCGAAGACCUCUCGAAUCGAAGUACCCCGCUGCAAGUUUCCCAUGGAAAUCCGUCUAGUCUAAAUAGAUCAACAAACUCUGUCGGUAACAGUGAAGACGUCGAAAUUACGGCGCCAAAGUCAAGGCCUAGGGGGAGAGGUAAGUUUUCUUGUGGGAAUAGCGAUAAUUUACAUACACUGCAGCCUCAGAAUUUAUCCGAAAGAACGAGUACUAGAAUUUUGCAUAAAAAAAGACAACGUACCAAUGGCGUUGAGAUCGUCGGAGAGGCUAGCGAACAGGAAAUUGAACUUAAGCGCACACCUCCAGAUAAUUCGGUCCCGGUGUGAUCUUAAGACAUGAGACGUGUGUCAUAUGCUAUACAAAAAAUCAUUCACAUAUCCCAAUGUUGCAGGUUUAUCAUAGAUAAUGUAGAAUUUUGGGUGCUAUUAUACAUAAUAUGUUUGUAUAAAUCACUGCAGAUGUGUGUUACGAAUUUUAUUAUAAAUAAAGGAAUAAAAAUAUA